Sorghum bicolor (sorghum) is the source of this 1408-nucleotide messenger RNA. Its product is annotated as Werner Syndrome-like exonuclease. The transcript is spliced from 7 exons. The record is from RefSeq and is a predicted model, not a curated record. The coding region runs from base 70 to 1005 and encodes 311 amino acids. Lineage: Eukaryota; Viridiplantae; Streptophyta; Magnoliopsida; Poales; Poaceae. Gene Ontology annotation, biological process: nucleobase-containing compound metabolic process. Gene Ontology annotation, molecular function: 3'-5' exonuclease activity; nucleic acid binding.
AUCUCAUUUUCCGCAAAAAAAAAAAAAAAAAGGCUCCGCCGUGCUCGUGCUCCAGGUGCAGCCAGCUUGAUGGCCAUGCAUCCCGGCGCCGGCGCCGGCGCCGGUGCGCCCCCCGCGUCGUCGGUCCACGGCAACGUUGAUGAGUACGACGACUUCCACUGGGACGACGCGGCCGAGGCAGAGCUUCAGGCCAUCGAGGCCGCCUACGCCUCGGCUUCCGCCGCCGCAAAGCGCCGCCGCCUACCCGACUGGACCUCUCCAUCCCCUUCGCCCUCCUCUCGCCCCCGGUACAGCCAAAGCCCGGUGUCCGGUGGAUCCACGCCGUUGUGGGCCCUCACGCCGCACACACCCCAAGGUAAUGUGAGGGCAAGACGCCAACAAAUAUCAUUCAACGGUAAGAUAGUUUACUGCAGGACACCUUCAGAGGCGGAGAAAGCUGCAACUGACAUCUUACUCAAAAUUGAGAGGAUGAAAGCCCCCCGCCAGGUUUCUCUUGGGUUUGAUCUCGAGUGGAGGCCCUUUCCAAGAAGAGGGGAACCACCUUGUAAGGUUGCUGUAAUGCAGCUAUGCAUGGAGAAAACUCUGUGCUAUGUCCUGCAUAUUGCUCACUCGGGGGUACCACCUAUACUGAAAACUCUUUUGGAGGAUAGUUCGUCCAUUAAAGUUGGAAUAUGCAUAGACAAUGAUGCAAGGAAAAUGUUGAAUGACUAUGAUGUCUGUGUGCAACCACUGAUGGAUUUGUCAACCCUGGCAAAUGUAAAGUUAGCUACUCCUCCCAAAAGAUGGAGUCUUGCUUCUUUAACUGAAAUGAUCACAUGCAAAGAGCUGCCGAAGCCGAGCAACAUAAGAAUGGGGAACUGGGAGGUUGAUGUUCUCACCAAACAACAACUUCAAUAUGCUGCUACAGAUGCUUAUAUCUCAUGGUACUUGUAUGAGGCACUGCAGACUCUUCCAGAUUAUACUACUGAAGCUGAAGCUGAGUCUGAGUCUGUAAAGGCACAAUAACUUCAAGUGGACAUUCUAUUGGGAACUGUAGUGUUAGUCAAUCAGACAAUGCCUGGUGCUCUUUGUCUUCACAUCUCAAUCAGGGUUGAGUAGGAGAACUAGGAAGAUCCUUUGUCACAACCAAUGGCAUGGUGAAUUCUGUGAAUUUCUUUUAAUUUAUUCUUUUGAUGAUUUAUUCUCCUCUAAUGGUAAGGGCGCGUCUGUUUAUCUAAAGAACCUAGCAGUGUGCGUGUGCGCGCAUGAUCGUGUGCGUGUGAGUGUUGUAUGGGUUCUUACCCCAUUUUUCUUAAUAUAAUGAUAUGCAGCUCUCUUGCAUAUUCAAGAAAAAAAAGAUGGUUGGUUCCUUUGUCAUCAUUACUUAAGGUAAACAUUAAUUGGAAUGUAGUUUCUUGGGAUGAUGAAA